Filobasidium floriforme is the source of this 2298-nucleotide messenger RNA. RefSeq names its product S-adenosyl-L-methionine-dependent methyltransferase. The record is from RefSeq and is a predicted model, not a curated record. Gene Ontology annotation, biological process: DNA repair; regulation of transcription regulatory region DNA binding; subtelomeric heterochromatin formation. Bases 88 to 1917 code for a protein of 609 amino acids. NCBI's taxonomy places the organism in Eukaryota, Fungi, Basidiomycota, Tremellomycetes, Filobasidiales, Filobasidiaceae. Gene Ontology annotation, molecular function: histone binding; histone H3K79 methyltransferase activity. The transcript has 9 exons. Gene Ontology annotation, cellular component: nucleus; nucleosome.
GCAACUAUCAAGCUAUCAACCACCAGUAACGUAGCAUCCUCAGCCAUCAGCAUAAACAGCGCUCGUAGCAUCCAUCACACACCGAAGAUGGACUUUUUCUCGACACCAGGAGGUGACAAGUACGCACGCGCUUCGAAACCCAACAAUACCGUCAAACGGUCCAUUCCGACUCCUGGCGUCACCCCAAGACCCACAUCCUCCUCGUCUUCAUCACGGCCUACGAUCAACCGUUCCAAAUCGAGCAUACAAAACAAUGGCAAUGGGUCGACUCCAAAGCUGACCUCGAGGAAUAGACCUCCUCAACCCCGAUCGUCCGCCACACCAUCGGACGAUUCUCCUCGGAGACCCCGGACGGCCGAUUCUCAAUCGCAAUCUCGGUGGCCCAGUACCCCUUCAAAACGGAGAAGACGUCCGGUCGAAACGUCCGAAUCGUCCGCUUCGUCUUCAGAUGAGGGGAUAACACGAACGCCAAGAAAACGUGUAGACGUGGGUAGGAAUGGGAGUGGGGGUCGAGCUGCGGGCGAAGGCGUAUGGGACGAUGUGGGGGAGAUUAAGCCUAGGGACCGGAAGAGGAGGGAGUUGUUUGAUCUGUCAGCUCUGGAGGGACAAUUCAGUCACAAGGAAGAUGGGAGCGCAAACGGGAACGAUUUCGUGCAUUCGGCGGAUAUGGUACGGAAGAACCUGGCCAAGUAUCGACCUUACUUUACUUCUCAAUCCGAACCGACGGUGACUACCACCCCGACACCGGACCAGGUUCCCGAGAUCGAGCUCGUUUACCCUUCCCGAGGGUACACCGAGCGGUUCGCGCUCUUGCAGCCUCGACAGAACAACGAGUAUCAUCCGAUUCAAGAGGUGUUGGAUUCGAUAGGGUUGAUGGUGGAUCACUAUAUACCGGAAACGCACAUGCAUCAGUUCCGGGCUGCACCUACGGAUUUCUUCAGUAAUCAGCACCCACACUCCCACGCGCCCAACUUCCUCGCCUCCUCCCCUGUCCCUAGCACCCCAGGCACGCCUACCGCCUUGACCACCCCUCAACCCACCUCGGACCCGAUCGUCCGUUCCCUCCACAAGGCUUAUAAUCGUAAAGACCUCUCUGGAUUCAUCGCCGCCGUCCAGAGGUUCAAUGAGGAGUUUACGAAAUUGCGCGAAGAAGGCGAGAUCAAACGGCAUCUAGAAGACGAGGACGGGGUAGUCAAGGGGGAACGAUGGAGAGGGAUGGUCAGCGCAUUGGGGGAGAGUUGCUAUCAACGAAUAGUCGGACCGGGGACGACGACGCUGUCGGAAUACGAACCGUUCUCGGAUUAUGUCUAUGGAGAGCUCUUGCCUCGCUUUGUGUUCACGAUUGCCGACCGGGCCAACUUGAAAUCAGAUUCCCGAUUCGUUGAUCUCGGCUCGGGCGUGGGUAACUGUCUCGGCAACAUUGCACUCUACACAGGCUCUGCCAGUAUCGGGUGCGAAUACAUGCCCAAUCCGUCCCGACUCGCUCGAGCGCAGAUCGUCGAGAUGAAGCAGAGGUGGAACAUGUGGGCUUUGAAGGGGAAUGAAGAGUGCAAUGCGAUUGAAGGUGAUUUCUGUGCGGAUCCGGAUGUCGUCAAGGCGUUGCAAAAGGCGGAUCUGGUUCUCGUCAACAACUAUGCAUUUACCCCAGCACUCAACGACCGGUUGUCCCUCCUCUUCCUCGAACUCAAGGACGAGACGAGGAUCAUCAGCCUGAAACCGUUUCUGCCGGACAAGUUCAGGUUGAACGAUCGGAACGCCUCGUCCCCCUCGGCGAUCUUGCGGAUGAGGGAGUUGCCAUAUCCAGCAGGCAGUGUGAGCUGGACCAACGAAGGCGGUGUGUAUUAUGAACACGUCGUUGAUCGAAGCCUAUUGAGGGCGUUUUACGAGAAUGGGGCUAGGCGGACGUCCAGGAGGUAGGCGAGAGAAUGAAGGGCGACAUGACGAGGAGAUUAUCACUAUUAUAAUCAUAGCCACAGCAUGGCAAGGCAGAACGGACGUUUGUGCAACAGGAAAAAGCUAUCGCAUGAUCGCAUGAACAUAUAUCGUUGUGCAAGCCCUGAUCGAACAUGCGCAUCGUCCCGUCAAAGCCGCAAGGGAUAGCGGCGACGAGCAUCAUGAUCGAUUCCAGAGGAAUGCUAGGUCGGUCUCGGCUCAUCAUGCUGGUCAAAGUUGGGAGAGCACUGUACUUCGAUAGCUUGGGACGAGGUGAUGCGGUGAACAGAUGAUGCGCGGCUGAAACCGAUUCAGGAGGAUGCCUCCACCCUUUGAGCCGACCAAUCCUCCCGACCAGCGACCUCG